UCAACUACAUCAACAGAACUUAAGACAGUCGGUUGCCACAAUCAAAACCAAUUGGAAGUUUAAUCACUAACGACUCAAUAGCGAUUAUAGUUCAAUUGGACAUCGAGUAGAAAAGGAUUUCAUUUACAUACAAAACAACAGCAACAACAGCAAGAAAAAAACAAAAUAAAAAACAAAUUUUCAAAAUGUUCACAAAAUUGGUAUUUUUUGGUUUGAUGUCAAUGGCUUUGGCGAAGCCACAACAUUUGCCCGCUGCCGCUCAGUUUCCGGCUGGUGUGAAUCCUCAGGACUGCCCUGGCUUCCCUAUCUGUGAUAAUGCGCGUUUGCAUAAUCCUGCCGCUCGUUGGCAACCGGCCCCCGCCUGGCAACCACAACCGCAAUGGGGUGCCCCUCAUUGGCAAGCUCCUGCUCCCGCCUGGAAUGCUCCUGCUCCCGCCUGGGGUGCACCCGCUCCUGCAGCUGGCGGUGAUAAAUUUCCAGCCGGUGUUAGCCCUCAUACCUGCCCUAAUUAUCCUUUCUGUGAUUUGCAUGCCGGUGCUGCUGGUGCUCCUGCUCCACCCCUACCUGGCUGGACUGAACGUCAAUAUCCUGCCGGUGUUAGUCCGCACACUUGCCCCAAUUUCCCCUAUUGCCACUAGAUGUAUAUAACGAUAUAUCCCAAAAGCCUGAUACAUGUGUUAACAUCUUCCAUUUCCAUUUCACUCCAAUCCAUCCAAACAACUGAACCAAGCGAAACCUUCGAGAUCCUUGUGAGUUGCAUAUUCCAUUCAAUACUCGAAAUUGUAUUAUUUUACUCAACAUCCU
This is a messenger RNA of Glossina fuscipes, 804 nucleotides long. Its product is annotated as cuticle protein 1. The transcript is spliced from 2 exons. NCBI's taxonomy places the organism in Eukaryota, Metazoa, Arthropoda, Insecta, Diptera, Glossinidae. The record is from RefSeq and is a predicted model, not a curated record. The coding region runs from base 186 to 638 and encodes 150 amino acids. Gene Ontology annotation, molecular function: structural constituent of cuticle.